Molecule: messenger RNA, 962 nt
Organism: Rhagoletis zephyria (snowberry fruit fly)
Lineage: Eukaryota; Metazoa; Arthropoda; Insecta; Diptera; Tephritidae
Source: RefSeq, a predicted model, not a curated record
UGUUAUUUUACGCCCUGUACUUUGCCAUUCAUAUUGUGGCGAUUACCACUAAGCAAGCAAAGUUUAGAGCGAUAGUAAAAAGGUGUAAGCAUGGUCGUAGCCAGGUGGGUACAGGGUGCUCGGGUAUAAAAAUCAGAAAAAUAUUAAAUUACGGGGGUGGUCCCAAAAGUACCCGGCUUAACCUAGAGAUGGCUGUAGUUGUUUGAAAAAUAUCACUGUGUUAAAUCUAUAAAGCAUACGUUUCAAGUUUGAAGACGCCACGUUGUUUAGUAUAUGCUUGGCAGCCCUCAAUGGUGAACGUCUUCAGUGAAUUUGUGAACAUGGAGAAAAUCGGUCAUCGUUAUGUGAUACAAUACUUUUAUUUGAAAGGCCUCAGCCCAUCCAAUAUAAAAGCUGAAAUAGAUUCUACUUUGGGCGGGUCUGCUCCUUCGUUUACAACAGUAAAAUAUUGGGUAGCAGAGUUUAAACGAGGUCGUACGAGCUGCCAAGACGAGCAUCGCAGUGGUCGACCAAAUGAGGUGACGACUCCAGAAAUGGUGAAGAAAAUCCACAAAGCGGUAAUGGAUGAUCGUCGACUGAAAGUGCGCGGGCUAGCAGAUAUAGUAGGCAUUUCGGAAAGUACGGUACAUCGCAUAUUUUCUGAAGAUUUGGAAAUGAGAAAGCUGUGUCCAAGAUGGGUGAAGCAUUUGCUCACACUCGACCAAAAACAGUGUCGUGAAGAGGUUUCAAUUGAGUGUUUAGCGAAUUAUUGAAUUAAUGUUUGAAUUGCUACCUCAUGCAACAUAUUCGCCAGAUUUAGCCCCCUCGGACUAUUUUCUGUUCCCCAACUUCAAAAAAUGGCUCCAUGGUCAAAGAUUUUCUAACGAUUAAGAAAUGAUGUCGGCAGUUAAUGGCUAUUUUGAGGAGCAAGACAGUUCUUAUUAUAAAAAGGGUAUCGAACUUAUUGAGCAUCGCUGGGAAAA